This is a messenger RNA of Trichoplusia ni (cabbage looper), 2512 nucleotides long. RefSeq names its product tetraspanin-13 (gene Tsp97E). The coding region runs from base 293 to 973 and encodes 226 amino acids. The record is from RefSeq and is a predicted model, not a curated record. Gene Ontology annotation, cellular component: membrane. Lineage: Eukaryota; Metazoa; Arthropoda; Insecta; Lepidoptera; Noctuidae. The transcript is spliced from 6 exons.
AGUUUGACUGGAUAACAGAGAGUAUUUCGCCAAUUUGUCAAUGAGCGAGUUGUGUUAGCUCUUUAUUUCAUUGAUUUAUUAAAACAGAAUAGUGACAAAAUUGUGAUCAUUGCGUUGUGUUUUAUUAUUUUUAUAUAUUUUUGAAUGUCUUAAAACUCUGAAAUUGGCUUCAUUUAUUAAUGUUACGUUCCUAAGUUCAUAGGAAAAAGUAUUGGGAGUUUACUUGAGUUCUGAAAAUAUAACUGCGUAUAAAUGAAAUUGUGAUCUCUUUUGAGAAAUAUCUCUAAACAAAAUGUGCGGAGGAUUCACUUGUUCUAAGAAUGCGCUAAUCGCGCUAAAUAUCCUAUACGUGGUAGUGGCCAGUAUCCUGAUAUCUGUGGCGGUUUAUGGACGGGCGUCUUCUCUGGUCACCAACCUUCCGAUAGUGGGAGGUAUCCUAGCAUGUGGGGUAUUCCUUAUAUUGAUUUCGUUGCUAGGAUUGGUUGGGGCUGUGAAACAUCACCAGGUUAUGCUCUUCUUUUACAUGGUGAUUUUGUUCCUACUCUUCUUAGUUCAGUUCUCUGUGGCAUGUGCCUGUCUCACAGUUAAUUCUGACCAGCAGGAAAUGUUGGCUCGCCAGGGAUGGAACAAAGUCAACAUGGAUGUUAAGGAAAGAGUUCAGGAAAGAUUCCAGUGCUGUGGCUUCCAAAGCAGAGCACCAGAAAAUGGCACAGCUGAGCAUCCAUCAUGCCAGAUUGUUGAUAAAAUUUGCUGUCAGAAUGUGUUUAACCCAGUUGGAUGUCAAUGCGAGCCGUGUAUGGGGAAACUGAAGGAGACCAUUGACUAUGCAUUCAAACUGUGUGGUGGCAUUGGACUGUUUUUCAGCUUCACUGAGUUAUUUGCAGUUUGGCUCGCCCGACGGUACCGCAACCAGCCCGACCCCAACUACAAGGAACCCCACGCUAUAUUCCCCCGGAAGAACUACCUUUACUAACCUAAUGUAGAACUAAUAUUCCCGCAGACUGAUUUUAUUGACUUUACCUAUACUUUAUCCUGGUGCGAUACUCGAUCCCUUGUGUACAUUUCCAACUACAAACUGACUACAGAGUAAGUUUUAAACACCCGUGAAAAUCUAUUCUACAUAGCACCCGCAACAACUUCUGGUAAUGUUAAGCCAAAUUCAAAUGCCAUCUUUUAUUCAUGUUAACUAAAUUUUAAUUAUAGAUGUGAAGGGUGUUUAGAAUAUCAAUGUUGCCCGACUGUGUAAAAGACAUCUUCCAAAAUUAGUUUACUUCCUUAAAACUGAAAUUUUACGGCGAAUUAUAUGUGUAGUGAUUGAUAUGAUGUGCAAAUAACUGUUAUAGAACUUCUUCGACAGUAGAUAUUCCUGAAAAAGAUGUGGUUGAAUGUUUGUAAUUUUCGUAUAACUGUUACUGUAGUUAGUUUUAGUAUAAUAAUCUAUGUGUUUUGAAAUUAUGGUUCUGUACCAAUUCUGUACUAAGAUAUGUUUCAUAUAGUCGCAGUAUAUAACUUGUGUAUUUUGUUAGGUAGCCCUGUGUGUGUGUUGCGACUUGGUCUGCUAAUGUUAUUACUCAGUAAACACGUUGUUCAUUCAUUAUAUUCAGCCCAACAAAAUCUUUAUUCUUAUAAAAUUACUAGUGACUUAACGUCAUUCGUUUGGUGAAUUUAUAUUACGUCUGAGGGCAGUAAGUUUCAUAUCAAUUGGAUGAAUUCUAAAUACUACAAAUAAAUUUUAAUAAUACUAUUAGUAAUAAAUACGGCUUAAUAUUUUCACGAGUACGAUUUAUGAAUUGGAGAGAUGAAAUAUAUAGUUUUAGAAAGACUUCAAUUUUGGAUGCUAAUUAUAACAGUUGUUCACAAUCAAUGAGGCUUAGGAACAUUGUCAUUGUGAGGUCGUGGGUGAUCUCAUUGUUUUGCAUUUGUUUCUCUUAAAACAAUGCCAUGCUGGUAUAUAGCUCUAGUAGUAAAACUUAAGUUAUAGGUACAUUUCGUCUACUAGUCAGUAGUCUAAUAAUUUAGCAUAAUCUUGCUUUCAAUUUAUACCAAUUAACGUGUGAAGCUGAAAUUGGGCUUUUACGAACUGAAUAUGAUAAUAGAUAGUUUUUAAGUGCUAUCGUGAAUUUCGAAGCCAGAACUGUACGCCCUGUUUUAAUUCCAACUUCAAUAAGUUUUGUGACCUGCUUUUGUUUAAACUCAAUUAAGCUUUAAUUAGAUAUUUUUUUAUCAUUAAUUUUAUUGAAUAUCACCAGUUCAGUUCCCAGUCUGAUUUAUUUUUUAUAUCAAUUUCGACGGAAAUAUUUUGAUAGAUCAUUUUAUUUGAUUUUUUAUAUUAAGUAGAAUAAUUGUUCGCUACCUUGUAACAAUAUCUUUGAAUUGUUUACUAUUCAAGAAUUAUACUUACUUAUAGGUACAUUACGUACUUAUAUAAUUUUACCACAUUGAAUUUCCUCUUGUGUAUUGUCAGUGUAAUAAUAUUUAUCAAAUUAUUCAGAAUUAAAGUGUGCAAGCAUGA